Messenger RNA from Oncorhynchus keta (chum salmon), 271 nucleotides. Its product is annotated as unconventional myosin-XV-like. The annotation marks the transcript as partial. Gene Ontology annotation, cellular component: actin cytoskeleton; cytoplasm; vesicle. The record is from RefSeq and is a predicted model, not a curated record. Gene Ontology annotation, biological process: actin filament organization; vesicle transport along actin filament. NCBI's taxonomy places the organism in Eukaryota, Metazoa, Chordata, Actinopteri, Salmoniformes, Salmonidae. Gene Ontology annotation, molecular function: ATP binding; actin filament binding; microfilament motor activity. The transcript is spliced from 3 exons.
GUGUCUGUGUGUAGAUGUACUCCAUCCGCAGCCUGCCCAGCAUGGUGUACCGGGAGCAGCCAGAGGAAGACGGAGUCGAGGACAUGACGCAGCUGGAGGAGCUGUCUGAGGGAUCUGUGCUGCUCAACCUGAACAAGAGGUUUGAGAGAGAGAUCAUCUAUACAUAUAUAGGUAGUAUCCUGGUCUCGGUGAACCCCUAUAGGAUGUUCAACAUGUACGGAACUGACAUGGUGCUGAAGCACAAGGGAACCGCUCUGGGAGAGAACCCUCC